This is a messenger RNA of Cotesia glomerata, 620 nucleotides long. RefSeq lists its product as uncharacterized. NCBI's taxonomy places the organism in Eukaryota, Metazoa, Arthropoda, Insecta, Hymenoptera, Braconidae. Bases 211 to 603 code for a protein of 130 amino acids. The transcript has 4 exons. The record is from RefSeq and is a predicted model, not a curated record.
CUGGCUCAUUGUAACUGACGCACACGUUCCGUCAACACGCAUUACUUUACAAUCUUAUGCUUAUACUGUACAAAACAAUUACAUUUGUACGCCGAAAAUCACAUUUAAAUUAUAAAAAUAUCGUGUUUAAUUAUUUUAACGUCAAAUUUCUGUCUAUUCAUAUCAACGCAAUAUAACCUCAUUUUUGAUAACAUACAAUUGGUUUGAAUAAUGGAAGGAAACUCACCAGAUACUUCAGAAAAUUUGACAGAAGUAAUAGAGCGAAUGUUCAAUCAUCUUCAGAAUGUUAAAUUUGAAGACAUGGAUGAAUUGGAAAAAGAAGAAAUUUACGACGUUCUCACGCAGGGUCUUCAAGAAAGUGGUGCCAUAAAACCGGAUAAUUCAAUCGAUUUGAAUUCUUUUUUGGGUUUCAAUGUGAUGAAUAUUAGAAUAUUGCCUGCAGAUUCCCCAGUAGCACAUUUUUUAAAAAAGUAUGGCAGCUGUUUUCCAAUAAAAGGUGAUACUCCUAAAGAAUCAGUGAAGUUACUAGUUAACCGUAUGAAUGAAAAAAUCACACCAAACCAGCCUGAUCAAAAUGAUAAUAAGGAAGCUGCAAAUAAUUAAAUUUAUUUACUAAAUAA